Messenger RNA from Sinocyclocheilus rhinocerous, 1436 nucleotides. Its product is annotated as bifunctional coenzyme A synthase-like. Bases 190 to 1314 code for a protein of 374 amino acids. Gene Ontology annotation, biological process: coenzyme A biosynthetic process. The transcript has 8 exons. Gene Ontology annotation, molecular function: ATP binding; dephospho-CoA kinase activity; pantetheine-phosphate adenylyltransferase activity. The record is from RefSeq and is a predicted model, not a curated record. NCBI's taxonomy places the organism in Eukaryota, Metazoa, Chordata, Actinopteri, Cypriniformes, Cyprinidae.
AUGGCUGUCUAGGUCAACUGGUGGACGUGAGUUCGCUCUACUGAGCAAAACAUUAGUGUUUUAUAUAGUCAUUAUGACGAAGACUGAUACCAGACAGUUGUCUUCUGCAAUAAUAUCCCACAUUUUGCAUUUUCCAACAUCCUGAUCGGCAGAAUAUACUCAGUGUCUAAGAUCAGAAAGUUGUCAAUCAUGUCCAUGUUCAGCACCGGUAUCCUGGUCCUUACGUCUCCGUUACACGUCCUCCCUCUCCGCAUCGCGCCUGUCCUCACGUCUGCCGCCCAGGUGGUCGAGCGCACACUGUACGUCCAUCUCCACCCCGGCCUCAACCUGAGCACAGGUGGCCAGGUGCGGCCCGUCUACAUCCCGCCCGUGGUGGAUCUCUGCGCUCUCAUCUCCCGCCUUUACAGCAAUGCCGCUGACAUCUGCGCGCACCUUGACGUCAGGGUGCUGCUCAGUAACGUCCGUGCCCAAUCUGUGGUGUUGAGCGGAAGCAGCGGCCCUUUUCCCACCCCGCAGACGCUGUCCCACUCGCCAGAAGUAGUGCUGACAGACUUCCCCAUCCAGGAUUCAGGCCAGUCCUCGCUGGUCACCCAGUGCUUGCAGAAGUACGCGGGUCACUGCUACGUCUGUAACCCGACUCUCUCAUCUGUGCUUUUGUACCCACGACUAAAAGAGGUCGAGGAAGAUGAUGAUAGAGGAGGAAGUGGUGCACAAUUAAAACCUUUAGAGACGUUUAGUGAUGUGGUGGUUGGCGGCACUUUUGACCGUCUGCAUGGGGCCCACAAGACGCUGCUGAAUAUUUCCUGUCUGAUGGCCAACAGACGCUUUGUCAUUGGUGUGUGUGACCAGGAACUACUAAAAAAAAAGGUCUUGAAGGAGUUGAUAGAGCCGUAUUUAAAGAAUCAUGGCAUUGAGCGUCUGAGAGCUCUGACAGAUAUUGUGUGGCCUGAGAUUGCUCUGCUGGUGAAGAAAAGAAUAAAACAAGCAAAGGAACAGGGUAAGCGUGUCUGUGUGGUGGAUGCGGCCGUGUUGCUCGAGGCGGGGUGGACAUAUUUGGUGCAUGAGGUUUGGGUGGCCACCAUCCCAGAGGAAGAGGCAGUGAAGCGUAUAGUCCAGCGAGACGGUGUGAAGGAGGAAGACGCCUUGAGGAGACUGAAGAGCCAGUGGCCGAAUGCACAGCUAAUAGAACAUGCUAACGUAGUGCUGUGCACACUCUGGGAACCUGACGUUACUCAGAGACAGGUGUUGAAAGCCUGGAAUCUAUUACAGCAGCGGAUUCAGAAGAGACAAGAAGAAAUCAGACCUUCACCCUGAGACAGGCUUCAAUAUUAAUACGUUUUCAAAAUGUAGUGAAAUAUUUUAGUUCAUUUCAGAAGCAUAAAUGAGUGACUGUUUGUUUAAAGGCACAAUAUGUAAGAUUUUUUUAUUAAAAUAUC